UUUUUCUACAGAAGCGAGAGCUCCCUGCUUUUUCACUCCGUUUGGUCCCUCUACUGCUCCUGUUGUCUUCAAUAUCAGCUAUUUCAAAAAAAGUUUGGACAUUUGAGACUGGUAUAGAUGGUUACUUUAUGUACUCACACAACUUUCACAGCGGCAGUGUCACUAUAUGUUUAUGCAUCUUUUGAAAUGAAUAAUGGUAAAAGGAUGAAGAACCAAACAUAUGGAAGUACUUGAAAUCAGAAAAUCCCAAUGAAACUUGCAGGACUAAAAUCAGUUGAUGAUGCUCACAAUGACUCAGUGUGGGCAGUCGCAUGGGUACCUGCCACUAGUUCCCGAUCUCCCCUCCUCCUUACUGGAUCACUUGAUGAGACUGUGAAGCUCUGGAGCUCUGAUGAGCUUGUCCUUGAGAACACCAGCACUGGCCACUGCCUUGGAGUUGCUUCUGUGGCAGCUCAUCCACUUGGCACUAUUGCAGCUUCUUCUUCCCUUGAUAGCUUUGUUCGAAUCUUUGAUGUCGAUUCUAAUGCUACCAUUGCCACUCUAGAAGCUCCCCCAUCUGAAGUCUGGCAAAUGAGAUUUGAUCCUAAGGGUGCAAUUCUGGCAGCUGCUGGUGGAGCUAGUGCGUCAGUCAAGCUUUGGGACACUACCACUUGGAAAGUCGUUGCUGAUCUAGCAAUUCCUCAGCCUGAAGGACCCAAACCCACUGAGAAAAACAGCAGCAAGAAAUUUGUCCUAUCAGUUGCAUGGAGCCCUGAUGGGCAACGACUUGCUUGUGGGUCAGUGGAUGGCACCAUUUCUGUGUUUGAUGUGGCCCGAGCCAAGUUUCUACAUCACCUUGAAGGCCACACCAUGCCAGUUAGGUCACUCGUCUAUUCCCCGUCUGAACCUAGGCUUUUGGUUUCUGCUUCUGAUGAUGCUCAGGUCCACAUGUAUGAUGCCGAGGGGAAAACUCUGAUCGGAGCCAUGUCAGGUCAUGCAAGCUGGGUUCUGUGCGUGGAUGUUAGCCCAGAUGGGGAAGCCAUUGCCACAGGAUCGAGUGAUAAAACUGUAAGACUGUGGGAUCUUGGCAUGAGGGCUUCUGUGCAGACAUUGAGCAACCACACAGAUCAAGUGUGGGGGGUGGCUUUUAGACCACCUGGAGCUGGAAGCAGCCAGGUGCGAGGAGGUGGUCGCCUUGCUAGCGUAUCAGAAGAUAAGAGCAUAUCACUGUAUGAUUAUUCAUGAUGUAGGUGGUGGUAUCUGAAGAACGAAGAUGGUAUCACUUGUUUCUGUAAAUUGUGCCUUCCAAGAGGGUUCACUACUCACAUCUUGAUUUGAAGGGAAUUCUUAGUUUUACUUCUACAUGAUGUAUCAUCAUUACCUUGAACUUUAAUCGCCAAUUAGAGUACUUGGUUGAAAUGGAUAUGAUCUUAUUAUAAAUA
Molecule: messenger RNA, 1421 nt
Organism: Neltuma alba
Lineage: Eukaryota; Viridiplantae; Streptophyta; Magnoliopsida; Fabales; Fabaceae
Product: WD repeat-containing protein VIP3-like
Exons: 4
Coding region: 250-1224 (324 amino acids)
Cellular component (GO): Cdc73/Paf1 complex
Molecular function (GO): protein binding
Source: RefSeq, a predicted model, not a curated record